Molecule: messenger RNA, 297 nt
Organism: Staurois parvus
Lineage: Eukaryota; Metazoa; Chordata; Amphibia; Anura; Ranidae
Source: the annotation of a GenBank genome assembly
CACCGAUCAACGGAAAGAGCCAAAGAUGUUGGCUCGGUCAUGUGAUCAGCUGUGUCCAAUCACAGCUGAUCGCAUGGCACUGAUGAUCAGUGUAGCCCCAGUAGUGCCACCUGUCAGUGUCCAUCAAUGCCACCUGCCAGUGCCCAUCAGUGCCACAUCAAUGACACAUAUCAGUGCCUACCAGUGCACAUCAAUGCCACAUAUCAGUGCCCAUCUAAGCUGCCUUUAGGUGCCACCUAUCAGUGCCACCUAUCAAUGCCAGUCAGUGCCACCUAUCAGCGCUACCAAUCAGUGCAG